This is a messenger RNA of Amoebophrya sp. A120, 15074 nucleotides long. NCBI's taxonomy places the organism in Eukaryota, Dinophyceae, Syndiniales, Amoebophryaceae. The record is from the annotation of a GenBank genome assembly.
CAGAAGAGCGCCUUGCCUCUGAUCGUUGCGCUGACCGCCCAGUGGAUGACUGUUUUUGCAGUUGCCCCGAGGAACAUUGUAAUUCUGCGCCUGAAGAUCAUGCUGGACCUCGACACCACUGGAAGACGCAGGGAAGACAGAGCGGACAAGAAAGGAGAAGUCGACGCCGAGGUGGAAAAGAUGGUCGAAGAAAUCUUUCUAUGAAUAAUUGGGGGCAAAAGGAAAAUACAAAAGACAGUGCAGCCAGUGACAGAAGUGUGCAGGAUGAUCCCAUAGAAUUUCUGUUCGCGCCUCGUCCGGUAACGAUUGUCGACGACCACUGUAUUCUUCAGGAAACAUCAUCCCGGCACACUGCACACACGAUGCACCGCAAAGAAACGCUCAAUACGCAGGAAAUAUUAAAGAGGCGAAGGCAAGAGCAUGCUGCAGUGUCGGUCGGAUGUCAAGCGGCAGACCAGCAGAGGAGAAACCGAGAAAAAAGCCGACGGUCACUCCCCGCCUGGUUGAAAAAAGGAACAGAGACAGUGGCUGUAGCAAAAAGUUUUUCGUCAAAAACAACGGGAACAAUGAGCCGACCUCUACAUUCAUUGACACAACGACUUUCCGGCUUUCUCUUGGCCGCGCUUUGCUGGCUUCCUCUCGUGCUUCAGACCAGUUUUAAUACUAGUCACAGUUUUUUUGUGGCUGCUGAGGAGGAGCACGCGGCAGCAGCGGCAACGAGACUCCUUCAUAACGCAGUACCAACGGGGCUUUCGGGCACUGCAGUAUCGAGUAGUUCUUUGGUACCUGCAUCGCCGCGGCAGUUGCAAGAAGGUGGUGUCAACGAGGAAGCGCCCUCUAUCGAUAUUAAACUCAACCGGGAGGAGUCUCCGAAGUACAGCCUGGACUCUUUGAAAGAGGUCGGGUCCUCCGCGGCGCGCCGUUUCCUUUACAUUCUAAACGGCCAGCUGGAGCGCACGACGGGGCAGAGUCCCGUUUCCGCCGGACCGGAACGAGGCUACGUAGCGAACGGGUGGUUUACUGGGAAGACGUCGAACGAAGUUGCGCAGUUGCUCCCUACCGUGUACCCCACCACCACAACCGUGCCGCUGAAGGUGAAGCAGGGGCUCUCCUACGGGCAGGUUCGUCUCCGCUCGCAGGGCGCUACGAACGAAGACGGCUUCGCGAUCACGGGCAAUUUUACGGUGAAGCUGAUCCCGGAGAGCGGCGACUGCAGUAAAACGGUGACCUCCCUGAUGGGUGCGCCGUUCAACGGGCUGCCGAACCAGCACGAUACGGCCGCGGGGAUCGCCCGCGGAACGGUGGUCUACACGAAGGUCAUCUUCCCCAUCGCCGGCAAGUUCCAGCUAUGCUACACGCGCGACGAGCAGAGUUACGAGAUUCUGGAGCCCGUUAUCGAGGUGGAGGGCAGCGACAAAAACGACAACAAAUGGUUCUGUUCGCUCGCCCUCAUGCACGCCGGGCGUCUCGCGUGUCAAAAUCUGCCCUACGCCGACGGGUGCCAGUGCCAGGGACGGCUUUCCGGCUACCAGCAGUCGGCGAGCAGCGGUUUGGUGCGCCUAGGGAACGACACGGCGUCCGGUGCCGACGGGUCGCAGUUCAAACUCGCGCUGCAGAACUGGGAGGGCGCGGGCAGCACGGUGUACUACUGCGGGGACGGGGAUAGCAACCACGGGCUUCAGGAACCGUUCGACGUGAGACUCGCGGACGUGUUGGAUACCAGCACGAAGUACGUGACCUACAACUUCCGGAAGCUGAAAACCACGAACAACAACCCCUACAUUUUCCGGAUGUGCUACUGUCUGGGCUUUGACUGGGACGCGUCGGACGCCAAUCCGGCCUGCGAGCAGAAUCAACAGCAGGCGUUCGCGACGGAAGUCGGGUCGCUCGUCAUUAUCCAGACCCGGAUCUUCCACAACAACGCCGAAGUCGGCGCUUUUCCGACGUUGAAGUGGCAGCUGGUGCUCGACUGCGGGUGCAAGAAGGGCGACAGCUGCGAUCAAGGCGGCGGUUGCUCGCAAUCCGCGGACAAAGCGUACUAUGAACAUUCAAAUUUUAUUUUCACCAGCAUGCAUGAUGAGUUUCAUGUGCAUGAUCACAUCAGACAUUAUUUUCUAUAGAGACUGCAUCGGUGCAAGUCCAAAUGCAUUUCUAUCCAGGUACAAGAUCGUAAAGCAAUCUACGCUGAACAACAAGCCGUAUUUUGACGACACCAACGGCUGCCGGUUCGCGGAGCAAAUCAAAGAAGAGGUGCAAACGGACGUGAACCGGGAGGAGGGUGGUCAAUUCGCGCCGGCCAACUGUUACGGGGCGGCCGACUGCAGACAACAGGCCGACUCGCCGACGGAGAUCAAAACGCCGACGUGGUCCGAUGUACAAAUUUCCGCCAGUUACCACAACGAGAUCAUGCUCACGCGUUUCUAUGACGUGUGCUACUGCGAUAGCGAGUGCAACGUCGCCUCGAACUGGUUUAAGGUAAGAGUUCGUACUACAUUGCUUUGCUUCCGCUUCAGUCCACUGGAUUUGCGACAUGACGCCGCGAGGAUAUCCGUUCGCUUUCUUUACAUGUUUACCUCUUUUAACUCUGUAGUUGAGUAGACCUACCUACCUUCUUGCAGUCUUUCACCCCCUUGCAUCUUUUGCUCGAUGAUCUCGUAGAGUAAACCUUUCACAAAGCGCUGCUUCGCACCACACUUAUUUCAGGCCGGCGUGAUGCAGAUGCGACCGCUGCAGGCGUCGAUUUAUGCGCCCGGGGAGCUUUCGCUGGUGACGCCGCCUGUUAUCAACACGGAUUUUUCGGUGGUCAUCCGUACGCCAAAAGAUAUCAGCAUCGUCACCGCGGAAACGGGGCUCGGCGACACAAAGGUGGCCAGUUUCUCUUCCAUGACCAGCGGCGAAGCGACGCGGGAGAUGAAAAUAUUAGAGGACCCACUCGCGCUAACCACCUCGCAGCACUGUUUGCGCUAUGCGCAGUCUACGCUGGUGUCCGGACACGCGCAGGUGAACCCCAACAGCAACAUCGACUACGCGCAACCCGCCGGCGGCAUUGACAGCAUGGGCGCGAUCAUCGCCAACCCGACCGGUCUCGGGUUCAAGUACGGGUUCGCAAACGGCGUGCCCACGAUCAAGAUUUCCGAGCCCGGGUUCUUUGCGAUCUGCUACUGUGACCAGGAAUGCAACGCAGAGAACAACUGGCUCGUGGUCCACCGUCAGAUCAUUUCGGGGCCGACGCCGAACCAGAAGUGGACCCGGGUCACGGGGGUGACGUUCAACCUGCGGCUGACCGGGCACCUGUUCCAGACCAGCAACCGCAUCAUCGCGCUGGAGGCCACCAACGAACUCGCCGACUGCGGUACCGCCACCCCGACCUCCCGGUUCUUCGGGCCGAAGGUGCUGGGGCCGCAGCUCUCGUCCAACCUCGCCGUUAGGGGCGUGUCCCCGGCGGGCCCCUCCAACGCGAUGGGCGUCGUGCGCGACCCGAGCGGCCGCGGGACCGAGGUGCAGUUUUCCGCCCAGCACGGGCUGAAGGACGGGGACCAGAUCUACGUGGAGGUGCAGUGGAACAACGCGCUGAUGCUGGGGGCGGGCUACUCCCAAAUCCAGAUCGAGGAAAUCCGCGCGAUGUUCACGAACCUGCACCGCGUCGGCGUGCUCUGCGACUACGUGCAGUACACCAUCCCGGGCACCGUCACCAUCGUGCCGGCCUGCCACAAGAUCUUGAUCCCGGUUAAGUUCUCCGCGUCCGACUUCCCCUACUCGACGCCACUCACGGUGACGAAAACCAACGAAAUGGUCACGGCCAUGUUCUGGACCAGGAGCUCAGAAGAGGAAUUCAUCCUCAUGAAGGUAAGGAAAAAGUGCUGGCUACUUACUUUAGUUUGAUACAGUUCAUUGUUGAAAUUUGUGCGCUGUAGCUGAUGAAACUGAGCCUAGCCAUGAUUUUUGCGUAAGUAAAUACGCUCUUCUGGUGGAAAAUUACACUUACCUCGUGCACUCUCACGCCACAGGUUUCCUCGCCGUCCCCGGACAGCCGCGGGUACGUGAUUUGCUGGGCGCAGCAGGACAACGCGUACAACCAGGUGGGAACCAACCUUCCGACGCAGGCGCUGUACAAGGCGCCGGUGGGUUUUCUGAUCGUGAAGGACCCGAUCAAGAUGUCGAACUCCUGGCUGAGUCUGACCUCGAUCGAGAACAGCGACUACACGGUGGGGAGCGUCACGGAGCGGAUUUCGCCAAUCAUCGUCACGUUCGAAACGGGGAGCUCCGCGCGGUACACGGCGGCGACCGGGGAAAUGGGGCUGAAGCUCUCUUUCGAAAACAAAGAACAGCUGAACGCGGUCACCGGACGGCAGGAGUGGCACCCGGUGGUGAUUCCGUACGACCAGAGCAACCCGCAGCGGAAAGCGGCCGACGCGAGCGGCAACGCGAGUCCGGCGCAGCUGGCGCGCACGUCCACGAAGACGCUGAAGGACUUGCUACCGGACGCCAACCAGAAGAUGUGCGGCGACAUUUUCGUCGAGCUGUGGGGCGAGAACGAAAACGGGUUCCCGCAGCCGCGCAAGUGCUUCGCGUUCUACGACGACGUGUCGCAUCAACUCGGCACCAUCGAUCCCAACCCGGUCGUGGAACUCUACGUGUUCUUUCACGCGAAGAACGGGCUUGCGCCCAACACGCAGUACCAGCUGGUCAUGUACGCGACCUUCAACGAGCUUCUCACCAAAGACCAGCCGGCGCAGGGGGCCGUCAAGGUGUACACGCUGGACGAAGUAUUGUGAGGAAAAAUCCCCCCUCCCCAUAUCGAAAGCGAAAUUUGUGUUGCUGUAUUUGAGUACACAAAUCGCAUUUGUCUUGCUGGAGAGGACUGCAAACCCAUAUCAAGCCUGAGUAGAGAGGCUUUGACUUUGGCGCUUAGCAUGAGAAGCGUCCGUGAUGUUGGCUCAACAGCAUGACAAACCGCCUCCAUAAUGGGACGGAAGCUGCUGCCUUUGUCUUCUUGCAACACAAACGUGAUUUGUGACCUCAAAUCAGCAACACCCGACGGCUGGCCUACGGAUAUUAGGUGGAUCACAGGCUCAAAUCAGCAACACAAAUUCUCCAAACCUCACCUCUUCAAUAUGGGGAGGGGGGAUUUUUCCUUGCGAUACGAAGACUUCGGCAAUCGGUUCGAAAUUAUCGAGUCCGGGGACGCGAAGCCCGAGCCGCAGGACGUGGUGCCGCCCGCCAAUGCCGCCGAUCGGUGGUCAACCACGAUGCCGGCACUGAAGUACACCGGUGCCGGGCCGUUGGGGUUCCGCUUGCUCGACACGGACGGAACCUCGGACGGUUACAUGGCGUUGACACGGUAAAAAAUUUGUAUAUGAUUGUGCAUUGAAUUCCGAGUCUGGGUUGAUGUUUUUGACUUGACGGAGGUGAUGGAGGUGGGGACUUUUUAAGUAGCGAACUAGAAAUAAUGCAUAUAGAGAAGUUCUUUCCUGUCGUAGUCGUCUUAAGUCUGUUGCUUUGAAAAACUUCGUGACCGUGUGGCGCUUGUUGUACACGACAAGGUACUGCAUCAAGACCGAUGCGACCCCGGCCACCCCCUCUGCCACCUAUUCCUGCAAGCCGUGCCAGCGAGAAGAGGACUGCGGAAACGGAAGUGUCGAAACGCAGGCCAGUGACGGGACGAUUGUUCCGGCGGUGGACCCGAACGAGGAUAGAAACUGGUGCCGGUCGCCCAUUCAGAUGGAUUGCUUCGAGGAUCAGCAGACUCUCUCGGAGUAUCCGCUUUUCAAGUUCGAGCUGUUGCCGGAAGACGACGCGAGACCUCUCUCGGGCGGGCACAUCAUUAAGGUAAAGAAUUAAGCUUGCUAACCAUCGUAAUUUUAUUAGCUAAGAAGGUAGCGCUAGCGAAUACUUAUUUUUUUGAGGAUUUUUGCGCACAUGAGAAAAAUCUCAGUGACCCCUUGAAACUGGCUCACAUAUCAGAUCUUCCUCCACCCACUGACGCAAUGGGACAUCGGCGGCAACAACUGUGACAUGUUCUACGAUGACGGGGGCGGUUCUUUGAAGGAGAUUGGUGGGUGCGACAAGGGUUCCGUAACGUUCCGGACCGGGACCAUGACGGACAACCCGGAACAGCAGGUGAACUACAUCAAACUCACGGUCCCCAUCGGCAUGACCAUCACGAGCUCGAACAGCCCGAUUUUCCACCUCGGUGGUGCGCUGCCCGUGCCCAAGUACGGAUACUUCCCCACGCAUUUCUCGGCGGAGUUUACCCGCGAGAAGGACAAAGGCGGGCGGUACCUGUCGCAGCGGGACCUGGAGGGCAUUUCGGUGACGAACAACCCAAAGAACUUUGUUCGCCCGUGGUCCCCGGUCGCGCGCAUCCUGUCCAAGAUUGGCCCGACGAACGGGAAUCAGUCCCCGUUCUCCACCCAGACGAACCUGCUCUACAUGCAGCUCACCUUCGGGUCGAUGCUGUUUGCGGACAAGAACGAGCGCAUUGCUGUCCGUAUCGUCGCGCCGAAACUCGGGGGGACCGGCGAGGGCGCCUACAAGUGCCAGCUGUCGCUCGGCGGGCUGCCGGUGCCGGAGGACAUCGAAUAUUUGGAGUCGAAGGGGAUCCCCAACGGGCGCGGAACCAUCGGGUCCAUGCCUUUCGGCCCCGACGGGGUGACCGUGGUCGGCACGGAUGUGACCAACGAGGCGACCUACGGCGCUGCGAACACAAACCCGUACUGCGAGGUGAAGUUCAAGGAGCAUCUGAUGAUCAACGCGGGGUCCUCGGUUUUCGUGCCCUUUGCGAUGAUCAAUCCGGAGCCACUGAAGGUGAGAAAGAUACUAGCUUCGAGUUUUUUUUGUGCGUUUUUUUUUUCUGCCGUGGCUUCUUGGUACUGACUUCCUUGUUAGUACCUACAAGCAAGAAGUUCUUGCUGCGCAGCUGAGACUCAAGAUAGAAGCCGUUUUCUUGGUAGUUGUACUGACUUCCUUGUCAGUACUGGUAAGUCUGUUGAGCUGCGAAGUUGACAAUAGAAACCAUUCUGCUGCAUCAAAUCGAAUACAGAUCGCAAACGUGAAGAACUACUGGAGCCUGCAGAUCUACUACACCGGUUUGCCCGGAGGCAUCCAGGUGAAUUUGAACGACGGGUUUGCGAUUCCGAAAAAGUUCACUCCUCGUCGCUACUCCGGGAUCAAGGACGCGCCGAUUACACAAGGCGUCCAGUACGGCCGCAUUCUGGAUGACGCAGAUUUUUCCGCGAACACGGCGGUGCUCGGAAAGCUGCAGAUGAACGUGAUCCAGCCAGACUACUUCGCGAAUAGCUACCUGAUGAACGAGAUUUCGAUCUUCUUCAAGACGAAGCAGGAGGUUGGGACGCAGACGCAGCCGUUCUCGCAGAUUUGGGUGGACGCGCCGGCGAACUUCGACUAUUCGCAGUACUGUCUGGUUUCGGAUCUGCCUCCGAUCUACUACGUGCCCGAACCCGCGGAGCCGACAAACAAAUUGCCGCGCGCCUCGCCUGACGCGACGAUCCAGUGCCUCGGAAGCACCGUACCAGGAUCAGGAACCUCGGCGGGAACGUACAAUCGAGCAAGGCUUUCCAUCGACGGCAGGCUGCUGGUGGGGACGAUUUACGGUAAAAAGCGCGGACGUGUUUGUUUUGUUUUAAUCUUGCAUCAGUAUUUUUGCCGGGAAUUCGAUUUGCAUACUCGAUGAGGACAAGGUAUGAUUCACGAAGAAAAACAUAAACACUAUGAUUUGCGCCAUGUCGAUCAUCUUUGAGCUUCUCUCCAACGCGCACAGGUUUCGAACUCCGCAUCAAAAAUGCGCCCAUGUGGGAGAUGACGCAGCGUAAUAGUUGGGGUAUCUCCACGUAUGAAAACUCGGGCACGGAGAAGAUCGAUGCCACUCAGUUCUCUCCUCGGCUGAACCAGGAAGAUCCGGGUCGGCCGGACCCGAACCCCAACGACCCGACGCAGGACCCGUGGCUGUAUGAUAUGGGCCAGGACAACCUGUCCUGGGCGACCUACACCGAGGAUCUUCCCUCCGAGAUUAGCGCAGUGGACAGCCUGAUUUACAGUACUCACUUUGUGGUGAAGAUGGGGGAUAUGCGGCCGAACGCGCUGGGGUUGCCCACUGACAUCACUAUUUUUCCUAUCAUGGUUGCCACGGCCACACAGCCCGUGCAUGUGCGGAUCGUCGCCCCGCACGGAUACAAGUGGAACUUCAAGCCCGCCGAGUUCAUCUACGAGUCCAUCUUCAGCGGCGUCCCUACCGAGCAAGCGGUGGCCGGUGCGACCUCGGACUUCCCGCUUUCGCUCGUGCCGCCAAUGCCGAUUGUAAAGCCUCUGAACGAGCUGAGGAUCGACUCCGUCCGAGCAGGUGCCGCUAUGUUUUUGUUAUUGUUUCUACUUAAUCUUAAGCUUGAGCUAGUACUGCAUUAAAGUCUAGUGCGUGCACUACGGCUGAUGGGAAAGGAACUACAGCAAAUCGGUAGAAUUUUUCAGCAAACUUCUUUGAAAGGUUUUGUCCCUGGCGAGCGGUACGGAAUUCGUACGAAGAUCACGGUGCCUAAUUUUACGUCGGUGGAUUCCCUAAAUCGCUUCACCAUCGAGUUCGGUUACGACGAACUGACCGCGGACCGACGGUACGCGGCGGGAAGCUACCCGGCCCCGAUCGUGCGCAAGCUGUUGAACGCAAACGUGGAUUACGACACGUCUUUGAAGGCAUCCGCGAACCGGAUCCAUUUUUCCCUGCAGACCAUCACCGACAUCGAGCGCGGUGGCGGACUAGUGAUCACGGGUCCGAGUGGGUUUCUGUUCGCGGCGGCGUGCUUACCGGUUGCGGUGGACCCGCCGCCGGGGGUACGCGACCCCCCGAACACAGAUUUGCCGUUCGACACGACCUGCACGUCCUUUAACGACGGAACCACUCAGAUCCCGACAAUCACUUUGACGGCAGGACCGCAGGGUAUCUACAAAAAGGCUGGAUUGAAGUUCAGGUCAUUGUUGCAAAGGGGAUGAUCGAGGACGCUCUCAUGCAUAGUGAAGGAGGUCGUCCACUGACAGCCUUAAAUAGAAGACACUCGUUGUCACUGCACGUACUGCCGCGUUGCACAGGCACUAUGAAAAACACAAACUUACACAGGUAUUCCCGCCCGCCAAUAUGCGUUCAGUUUGGACUGCACAAACCCGGGCGUUGUCGUGAAGGACAAGGAUGCCGGCAUUUGGACGAUCGCCUCCUACGCUCUGGCAUCCGUGAAAACUACGGAGUCGAUUCUGGAUUUCCAGACCACCGUCCCGUCGUUCGGAAUCAACAACGCCAUGCCGAAGGCGGAUUUGGUAUCCAAGCCGUGGAAGCAGUGCGGGGAGGACUACUCACUUUGUAUUUAUUUUUCCUGCUGUUAUCAUGUUGAUGUUGCCCAGAAAAGGCGGGCUCGCGUGCUUCGCGUCACUUAACGGGUCUGCUUAAGCUUAAGUGCUUCGCUUAGGUGCUUCGCUUAGGUGCUUCGCUUAGGUGCUUCGCUUAAGUGCUUCGCUUAAGUGCUUCGCUUAAGUGCUUCGCUUAAGUGCUUCGCUUAAGUGCUUCGCUUAAGUAGUACUGCGGUGCGGUUUCGGUGCCCGCCUUAAGUAGUGCGUCGCCCCUCGAGUUGUGCCGCGAUUCUGUAGUAGUACGUCGCUCCUUAAGUAGUGCGUUGUGCCCCUUAAGUAGUGCGUCGUCCCUUAAGUAGUGCGUCCUCAAGUAGUGACUCGCUUAGCUAGGUAGUGCGUCGCUCAAGUGGUGGCUAGCUCAAGUAGCGUUUCGCCUGAUUGGUGCCUAGGUUAAGUAGUGCUUCGCCUAAGUAGUGCUUCGUCUAAGUAGUGCCUCGCUUCAGUAGUCUCCGCUUAAGUAGUGCCUACCUUGAGCAGUCGCGCUCUACUCAAGUAAUGCUUCGCUUUUAGUAGUGCGUCGCUUGUUAUUAAGUUGUGCCUCGCUUAGUGAGUGCCUCGUUUAGGUAGUACCUCGCUGAGGUGGCGCCUCGCCUAAAUAGUGCAUUGCAUAGGGAUAAUUUCCUCGCUUAAGUAGUGCCUUGCCUAGGUAUUGCCUCGUUUCGGUAGUGCCUCGCAUAAGUAGUGCGGCACUUAGUAAAUGAGUACCGCCGGCGCACGUCGGUAGCUGGCGCCUCACUGAGGUGGUGCCUUGCUGAAGUGCUCUCCCCAAGCCGAAACGGCCCUUAUUCCUACUCGCAAUCAUCCACCUACCCAGGUCAAUAUCCCGAGGAGUGGCAGUACCAGGCCCCGCGUGGGCUCAGGAAUGAUCGCCCGAAGUCCGCGACGCACCUGAUCAUCAAAUUCAUGAUGACCUGUAACACGGACGACGGUGAGGACGCGGUGGGCGACCCGACCUGCCGGCAAAUGACCAUUUGUGGGACGCCGGAAGCAGCGGGCGAAGAGUCCUGCUCCUAUCUCCCUCCGAAUUCGCCGACCGAUCUGGAGAUGAAGGUGAACGCGCCCGAGGGCUACCUGUUCGACCUAAACUGCGAGGUGGUGACGGACUCGCGGCAGGUGCUGUGGGCGGACAACACCGGGCCGAGUAUGCCGGAGCGCUUCAGUAACUGCUGUGGCGAGCAGGACGUGAAAAACUGGCCCACGUCGACGAACACGGGAAACCCGGUCGUGGUGCGAUCGUGCAAGGGCAACGAGAACAAGGCCCGGAUCGUCAUGAACCGGGGACUUAAAGGGAAGUCCGUCUACCUGUUUCGUAUCGCGAUCCAGAGCACGCCCGCGGAGAACCCUUCGGACAACCGGUGGAGCCUGGAAUUCAACGGCGAGACGAGCGAACGGUACGAGGGCUACAACAUCUGGUCCUUCACCGACUACGCCGUCGUGCCGCGGGACAGCUCGAUUGCCAACCGCGUCGGUUUGGUCCGCGAGAACGAGGUCACGAUUUCGCUACGCCCGCGAAACCUCGUCGCGGUCCGGGGCUACUUUCGCAUCGUCGCGCCCACCGGGUUCGAGAUCCAGACCAACUGCCAGGUCCGUGUGUACGUGACGGACAAGGAGCGGGACGCGUUCUGCGACUUCGAGAACAGCCGCACCACGGCGCAGCUGUUCGAGCAGUUCGGCGGCACGAUCCGGUGGUGCCCCCGGCCGGACACCGGGAACCAAAUCGCGCGCUGGGCGGAUUUUGAGCCGUUGAACGCGGCGGGGACGAUCACGCCCUCGGUGGAGUGCAAGGGCGACGAGAAGCCGUCGAACAACGUCCGGAUUCGCUUGAUGUUUGACAAGGUCAUGCUGCAGAACGUGCAGUACAACAUCGCGUUGAUGCUGAAAAACCCCCUCACUCCGCAGCAGGAGGCGCAGGACUGGAGCGUCAAGUCCUACCGGCCCACCAGCGAACCGGGCGACGAGGUGCAGCGGGAGAUGGACAGCACGGUGAUGACCGGGUUCCCGGUCAACUUCCAGGUGACCGAGUUCGGGCUGACGAUCCCGUCGGACCGGAACGCGGACUACGAAGUGGUGUUCGUCUUCCAGAUGUCGUUCCAGCAGGACGUGGUGGCGGGGGAAAAAGUGGUUAUUCUCGCGCCCGCCGGGUAUCUCAUGGCCCGGACCGGGACCAACUCCUGCACCGACUACGUGCACUUGGAGGGCUUCCUGGCGCGAACCACCCCGCAGUGCGGCGGCAACAUGAUGACCUGGACGCUGGUGGACGACCGCGCACCGGCCGACGAUUUGAUCAAGUUUUCGCUGAAGACCACCAAUCCGGGAAUGACGCCGUCGCCGAACUACUUCAGCAUCCGCGUGAUGGAGACCGAGAGCGAGCGCAUGAUCGCGUCAAAAGUGUUCGAAGGCUACCCGGUCAUCCCGGCGUUGCUGAACAUGCAGGUGGCGAACAUCGUCCCGCUUCCCAAUACACCCUCGGAAACCAACAACCAGCACAGUUGCCGCGGGCACCUGGACAACGCGUACGCGCUGAUUAUUUUGAACCAACCGUGUCGGUCCACGGACAGUUUGGCCACACUGCAGAUCACGUUCACGACGAGAUCGCCCGCAAACUUGAUUCGGAUCGAAGGGUAAGGGUGCGCAUGGAACUUGUUCCAUUUGAUAAAUUUAUUCCAGCACAGAGUAAAUCUACAUGUGCGUUGGUCUCUUCUGAUUAACUGGCCUUCAACGUGAUUUUUUUGUGAUCCUCUUGCAGUUCUAGACCACGGUCAUGUUGUGCUCAAUUUAUUUUCCUCUGAAACUUCUCCAGGUGGGUGUUCAGCGGGAUCCCGCAGGUUUCCAGUGCGCAGAUUCAGGGCAUUCCGCGGUACGAGCAGAUCGUAAUUCCGAACAACCGGUUGCAGGUGGAAUCUUACCGGAGCCCCCCCUGCGGAGACCAGAGUCCGUGCCCGCCGAGCAACCGCGUGAAGUUUACCGACGUGGACGCCACACUGUACCCCUCUGUACAGUUUUCCGGCGCCGAGAUUUUGCUGAUCCCGUUGAAGACCCCCACGACGCUGGAGUCCGGACUGCCGGGCACACCGAUUGACGGGAUUCAGGCGGGAGUCACGCGCGUGAUCUCCAUUCCCCGGAUCACGUUGCCGCCCCAGCCGGGCAUUUUGCUGUGGGACAUCGCGACCUUUCAGGUGCCCGACUCGGCGACCACGGCACUGCCGAGCUACGUGGACGACGGCGACACCGCAGACUUUAAGAAAAAAGAUGAGGUCAAGCAGUACCACGCACCGCGCACGGAAGCCGGCUACGAGGUGUUGCCCUACAUCGAGUUGACCCGCGCGUCUACCCUGAUCCCGGAUCUGUUCGGGCAGCUGAAUUCCAGGGUGAUGCUCCAGAUCAUUCUGAAGGCGGAUGUCUACAAGGACGAGGUUUUGUUCAUCACGCGCCCAACUGGGUACCGAUUUGUCCCUGACAGCUUCAUGCCCGCAUCUCCGAACUUGCAGUACACGGCCGCGGAGCUCGCGCAGGGCCUCACCUAUGUGCACGGUGUGGACACGCUGUAUUCCCAACCGGGGGACAUCACCCUCCCGCCGACCAGAUACUACUUUCAACUGGUCCGGUUCGUGCCCGCCAACAGCGCGUUGCUCGUGGAGUUCAACGUGGACGUGCCCACGCGGCCGUACUCCGACACGCACUGGUUUGUGGAAGUGUACCUGAUCCGGGAACUGGUCGACGAGGACGGGAACGCGAAGGUGGCGACCGCGGUUUCCUUAUCAAGUGUAAAAAUGUCUGGGUCUGGAAGAAUGCAAGACUUGUGAUGCAGGUUUUCCAUGACCCAUGAGGUCUGGAAUGCGAGACCAGCAUGACAGAUUCUUUGAGCUCUCUAUCAUGCCUUUCCUGCAUGAGAAACUCCCUCUCAACUUGGUCAAAAGCGGACAGCUUUUGGCACUUACGCAACACAGAUUUUUGCAUCAUUUAGAUUUAGCAUGACAAGUUCCAUUCUUCCAGACCCAGACACUUUUACAUUUGAUACUCCUACCCGUGGAACGACUUGAUGCCGGGAGAGGUGCGCGCGGCGGGCAAGGACCCGGAGCGGUGGCAGCGGCGCAUGACCAACGACGGCAGCUUCUCGGGUUUCUUCUUGGUCGGCGACAUGGGCCAGAUCACACUGAACCCCUCGGGCCGCACUCCGGGCGGCCAGAUCGAUCUGGAGAUCAAAUUCUCCAUCGCGAACAAGGUGGAGGCGCCCAACCAGCUGGACAAGCUGCGUUUGGAGGUCCUCGCGCCGCCCGAGUACCGGUUUUCCGCGGCCUGCUUGGUGUCCCAGGGCGAGGUCACGCGGUUCACGAACUGCAACGGGAGCAACAACAAAGCGGAGUUGGACACCAGCUCCAACAGCAUUCAGGGCAUCAACAUCCCCGUCGUUUUGCAGGUGUCCAACCCGCCGAUCCACAGCGAAAACACAGAGGUGAACAGGUGGCUGCUACAGCUAUUCCGCGGCCAGGAAACGCAGCCGUCCAACACGGGAGUCGCGGCGGGCUACAAGAUUCAGUCCAUGUCCGCGACCUACAUCGGAAACAACCGAGUAGGCGGGUCGGGAUCCAGUUUCUUCAAGUUCAAGCCCAACGAAAUGAUGCCGGAGGGGGGCUCGCUGCAGAUCGUCCCACCGACACUCGGUAUGGUUCUUUAUGACACUUUGUUUUGGUUCGGUGUUCUGUUCAUUCUUGUCAUGCUUAAGUGCAGGCCGAUACAAGAGUUGCUCGGGUCUGGUUGCAGAUGAAGGCAACAAGCAUUGAAAGUAUCUAUCCAUCAUUCAGUGCUGUCACCUGAAGCAGAGACAAGUGCAUCAAUACUUAUUUCAUCAUUCAGGCGGCUACGAUCUCCGCUGCAACGGCGUUCACAAGGGUUCUCUCCUGGAGCUGCCUCGGUGCAAGGCUUCUGGCGUGGACCAGGAUUUGCUUUUGGAGCUCCAAACGUCCACUCUUCAGGCGAACGUGGAGUACGUGUUUGGUAUCGGGGUGGUAAACCCCUCCACCCCAAACACGGGGACCGGGUUUUCCAACACGUGGGGCUUGAAACUCGUGACGCGCGACGGCCGAACCGUGGAUGCGAAUAUGAGCAUUCCCGGCGUGGAGUUGGUCUCCAUCGACCUGGCAUUCGAGCUGUUCGCCUGGAACGAAGUGAAGCCGCAGGAGAUGUCUGUGCUGCUGAUGGAGUUGGUCGCGAGAAACAAAAUUCCCCAGGGGGAGAUCGAGUGGUUCUCGAUCGAAUCCCCGGAGGGGGUCAUGUUCAACGACCCGAACGGGGUCAGCGUGCAGGGCCUGCCGCUGGUGAGCACCAAACCCUUCCGGAUCGCGGGGAACCAGCUCAUGGUGCAGAUGCAGCCCGAGAGUGAGAUCAAGGAGGGCAUCAUCGCGGUGCAGUUUGAGGUGAAAAACCCCUCGAGGGUGCCCACCGACAACAAGUGGGUGAUCCGCGGCAUGAAGGGCAACAAAGAAAAGUUCUUGGACGUCGUACCUGGCUACCUCUUCGGGCAAACCAGUCCCAAAAUUGUCACGGCCGCGCAACGGGGCAGCGCAGCGGGCAGCGCUACCGGGAAGUACUCCCGGAAUCUGGCUGCGCAGGGAGCCAUGGCCGUCGCGGGCGUGGCGGGAGCGGCCAUGUUUGCCGGGCUACCGUAA